AUGGAAUCCGCAAAGGCUGAUCCAGUAAGGUGACUGUCCAAACAGGAUUUCCUAAUCAGUCAAUCUGGUAUCCACCUGAUGACCUCCAGACUCGAUUAAUUAAUUGGUGUUUUCGACAGAUUUGAAUAAUUCAUUUGACCUAAUGUUCCACAACUCGGUGACCUCGGUAGGAUUUGAACCUAUGACAGCAAGGGCGUGGUUUGAGUAUAGCCAAUGCUCUAACCACUUGAGCUAUGAGACCCCCGGGAGCAGUGAGUUUUCUCAUAUUUGGGACCUCGUAGCUCAGGGGUUAGAGCAUUGGCUGUAAUCAAGCCGCGACCUUGCUCUCGUAGGUUCAAAUCCUACCGAGGCCACCGAGUUUUGGAAAAUUGAGUCUAAUGCAUUGGUCAAAUAUUCCGAAAAACACUAAUUAAUUUUAUUUGUUGAGAAACGGAGCCUAUAUAGUUAGAACAGUGGGCGCUUUCGCAGCCUAAGUAGUCUUCAAAACCUAUUCUUCGUAAAAACAAUUAGGUGGAGGAAGGAGAUAAAGCUAGACUGCGGAUUAUUUGAGGAGUAAGGUCACAGCCGGAAGAUAAGCAUGAUGAUGGGUUCGCCGGUCGAACGUUGAACGCGACCAGAACCUCGUCUGCUAUAAGAGCGUCUCAAGUUUAAGUUUAAAAAUUUCCAUAAAGGUCGUCCAGUUGGAAAUAGCAGUCACCUAAUACUUCCACAUCAGAGGUCAGGGGUUGGUGAGGCAUUCCAAAUUCCAUCUAUGGGACAUAAUAUCCUGGCCACAGUGCGUUGAUUUUUGUUUUAACCUUCCCACCUCAGUCCUGAGUUUAUGUGUGGGUUAGUUGCUUAUGCCUGCAGUCACUGUCUUGUUAUCUUCAAAUGCGAGCGUACGUAUUAUUAGUCUUAUCGCAUCAUGGUCUGUUCUACCAUCGACAUCAUCGUGCCGUGGCGUCAGCAGUUCGACGGUGCCCGAUGGUGUUCACCGUGUGCUACUCAGCAAGGUGCAGCAGGCACGGUGACUUGCGCGUGAAUUAUUUUGUAGCACACUUGCGCAGCAUCUACCGCCCUCUCUCCUCCCACAUGUGGGCCCAGUGUCAAGACAGAGUCAAGAAGACCGGAGGCGGAGGAGGGCGCAAGUUGCUGGCACGGCCGGACCCGCACCUAUGCGUGCCAUCAUAACCCCCGAUCCACAACGUACAUUUGGUCAGGAUUUUUCACCACCACCAACAACAACACCCCAACAGGGGGUCAGAAGGACGAGGAUUAUGACUGAGCAGCCAUGCCCAUCACUUGUAUACCCAGAGGGAACGCAAGUGCAUCUACCGGCAUGGAACCAGGUGUCAGGGAACCGCCAGAACAUACCAGGCUGCGAGGGUCAUGGUUUGUUGAUACUGGCCUUUUGACGUAGAAGGGCGACACGUGGUCCUGCAUUUAGCCUGGACCGUCACCCUUCAAGGUUGGCUGACCAAACAAUCAUCGACUGAGUGCACUACCCAUGGACGUGCAUAUGGGUGAAUGAAUGUGUGAGUAUAAUGUGGACAGUGGUGGCGAAUUCUGCGAGUGAAGGUUGGUGCUCCAGGCACUGGUUUGCCUGUCUCUGUACGAUGAAUUCGCAAGUGACCGAUCAGGCCGAUGCGUGAGGUGAAGGUGUGAUUGCAAUGCGGACAUGUAUACACUAGGUCCUCACCAUUGGUGUCGACGGUGGUGAUGGUGUUGGUGUUUGUUAGAGUGUCAGGAUUGUGUGUAGUGUUGAUGGGCAUGGUAUAUGCCAUAGCGCAGACGUGGAGACGGUGAAUGGUCCUGCUGCUGCUGCUGCUGUUGCUGCUGCUGCUGCUGCUGAUGAUGAUGAUGAUGAUGAUGAUGAUGAUGAUGAUGAUGAUGAUGAUGAUGAUGAUGAUGAUGAUGAUGAUGAUGAUGAUGAUGAUGAUGAUGAUGAUGAUGAUGAUGGGGAGGUCUGGUUAAUUGCUUUUGGCUUGCUCCUCCUCCCCCUCCUUAUCAGCCAACCUGGAAUGUCCUUUGAAAUCGUGGACACGUUGGAGGCGAAUGGGCGUUGGCGGCGGUGA
Spirometra erinaceieuropaei is the source of this 2054-nucleotide messenger RNA. The record is from the annotation of a GenBank genome assembly. NCBI's taxonomy places the organism in Eukaryota, Metazoa, Platyhelminthes, Cestoda, Diphyllobothriidea, Diphyllobothriidae.